Peronospora farinosa is the source of this 1953-nucleotide messenger RNA. The record is from the annotation of a GenBank genome assembly. NCBI's taxonomy places the organism in Eukaryota, Oomycota, Peronosporomycetes, Peronosporales, Peronosporaceae.
AUGCAGUCUUCAACGCACUCCAAGUCGGCAUUAGGACGUGGUGAAUUUCCACUUUCGUCCGUUCAGGAUGAGACGGGUAGUACGCCCAGCAACUCGUCGUCGUACUUCAUUGAAGGUCCAUGGGAGCAGCGCAACCGUCGUGUUCAGAACGUCCUCCUUCAUGUGUGUAGUUUUAUCCUUAUUCUUGAAUUUGCAGAGCGGGUGAGCUAUUAUGGAAUCAAUCAGGGUCUCAAGAACUUUAUGGGCAAGCUCGGCUGGUCGCAGGUCGGUUCCAACUCCCUCAAGAGCACGUGGACGUCCAUCUGCUAUCUGUCGCCACUGUUGGGUGGCUACGUUGCCGACGAGAAGUGGGGUCGCUUUCGCACGCUUUGGGUCUUUGGGGUCUGGUACACACUGGGCGCUUUCUUGCUCACGGCUUCGGCCCAUCCCAAAAUUAUGGCGCCCGACAACCACUUGGUAGCUAAUCUGUUGUGUCAUAUCGGUCUCUUUGCUGGUGUGGCAGUGGGCACUGGUGCCAUUAAGGCCAAUGUCAUUACGUUUGGCGCAGACCAGUUUGAUCCCAACGACCCUAACGAAGUCACGCAAAAAGAACAUUUCUUUAGUUACUUUUACAUUGUCAUUAAUCUGGGAGCCAUUUUUUCGUACGGAUACCUGUCGGUAUUGUGUGUAGCAGGGUCGAAGGCCAUCACCCAGGAAUACGGCUACUUUGCAUGUUUCAUGAUCUGUGGAGCAGUCAUGGUCUUUGCCUACAUUUUAUUCAUCAUUGGAUCUCCCAGAUAUGUACAUUUUGCACCGCAGGAUAGUGCGCUCACAAAGCUGUGCACGAUUGUGAAGGGGAAUUGUGCUUUUAGCUACGAGGCACGGAUGUUGUACUACGGACUGAUCGCGUUUGGCUCAGCGUUCCCGCUAAAUUUGCUGGCAUCCUUUUUGUCCGACUGGUUGUCGGUAGGACAGUAUCUGUCGUAUCUUGUUGUUCUCUGUUGCGCAUUUGGCAUGUACGCAUGGGUUCGAUACGGCAUGAAUACAGCAUACAUGGACAAGUCCAAGGCUUCCAACGGAGGCAAAUUUAACGAUGAAACGGUGGAUGAGAUAAAAAUGGUGAUUCGAGUGCUGCCUUUCGCGUCAUUCAUGAUUAUGUGGGAGUGCGCGUACGACCAGCUGGAUGCCAAUUUUCAGUCAAUUGCUCAGCAAUGCGAUUUACGGAUCGGUGCCGACAGUAGAAGCGACUACAGUGCUGAUCAGGUCCCCGGCGCUAGUUUAGGUAUUUUCGAUCCCCUGACGAUUAUCUUGCUGAUUCCUCUGCUGGACGGCUUUGUGUAUCCGUUGUGGGGGAAAAUUUUCGGGCGACCACCGAGUGCAUUUGGAAAAGUGCUGACGGGUCUCAUUGUUGCAAUGCUAACAAUGGUUUGGUCCGGAUUCUUUGAGAUUAUUCGGCGAAACAGCGGCGCAAUCACUUACGCGGACCAAGAUGGCGUGCUUCAUAACAUCCUGAGCAGAGGUUCUAGCCAACCGAUGAACCACACGUACUGGGUAUAUGCAGUUCCAAUGUAUGUGCUCAUUGCUGUGGCCGAAUGCCUGAUUAACGUGACGGCCUACGAGCUGUUCUACACAGAGGUGCCUGUGUAUCUUAAGAGCACAUGUCAGGCGAUCAAUCUGUUUAUGGUUGCCAUGGGGAGUAAUUUGACGUCAACAUUCACGCUGCUGUUCGAGCGCUACAUCACAAACGACCUCAACGACGGCAACUUUGAGUACAUGUACUGGACGCUAGGCGUGAUUAGUUUAGUUAACAUCAUUGCUUACGUGACGGUCAUGCAGUGGAUGGAGUUUGGAAUGGUGCGUUUUGACGCCGAUGAUGACUUGCUCGAUGGCACUGUUUUCGACAGCCAUGGUGUCGACAUUACAAGUGUCCAACGGCAUUCGUCGUUUGAGAGUAUUUCCUUGUCCCGAGGGUAG